Molecule: messenger RNA, 834 nt
Organism: Hirundo rustica (Barn swallow)
Lineage: Eukaryota; Metazoa; Chordata; Aves; Passeriformes; Hirundinidae
Gene: SPX
Product: spexin hormone
Exons: 6
Coding region: 20-370 (116 amino acids)
Biological process (GO): positive regulation of gastro-intestinal system smooth muscle contraction
Cellular component (GO): cytoplasm
Molecular function (GO): neuropeptide hormone activity
Source: RefSeq, a predicted model, not a curated record
GUUUGUCACUGAGAUAAGUAUGAAGGGGCUGCAUAAACUCACAGCAUCUGUCCUGGCCCUGUUCCUGGCAGCAUCCUUCAUCGCCUUCUCCUGGAGUGCCCCUCAGGCUCAUUUCCAAAGGAGAAACUGGACUCCUCAGGCCAUGCUCUAUUUGAAGGGUGCACAGGGACGUCGCUUCAUCGCAGAUGAGAGCCAGAGGAAGGACUUGCACGGCAGAGUGCAGCUGGAAACACGCAGCCAAAACACAAAUCCUUUACCUCUUUCUGAAGCUGCUGCACUGAUCCUUACUUCUUUACAGAAAGCACAAGAAGUGGAAGAAGAGAACAAUGACCACCCUGGCUUCUUGACAGACAAUCUAUCAAACUGGUGAAAUUAUUUAAAAUGUCUUUAACAUUUGUACAGCUUUGAGCCUGAAAGCAUAACUUGUAUAAGUAGAGUGUUUCAUCCAUUCUCACUGAAGUUCCCAAAGGGUGAAAGUACAAAAUUUUGAAUGCAAAGGGAUUCAAAGGUACUAGUUCAGAUAAGGAAAGCAUCUGUAAAGUUCCUGCUUUCUUGAGAGCAUUUUGUAGGUCCCAUCUGAAAUUAAAAAUACAUGGUACGAUCUCACCUGAAAACAUGAUUAAAGCCAUCUUUUUGGACAAACACUUCAUUGAAAAAAAUUUCAAUUGUCAUUGGGAAGACUUAGCUGGAUAUUGAAGCUUUUUAAAUGUUGAUAAAGACAGAUUCCAUUAUCACUUCGCUGGUGUGCCCUGUAUGCUGCUGAUGGUCAAUAAAUUCAGUGAUAUAUAAAAAAAUUCCAGCUCUCUGUGACUGCAAAGCUGCUGAUUUUUUGGU